CAACAGCAGCAGCAGCAGUAUGGUUCAGGCGCGGGGGGCCGUGGCCCCCGCCUGCCUCCUUAUCCUCCUCCUGGUGGCCCUGCAAGCCCAGGGCGUCGGGGCUGCUCCGUGGCGAGCGCGGGAAUUAGACAUGGCUGGAGGUAAUGGACAUCCAGCUUCCCGGCUGGGUUCCAGGGCUGAUGCACAGGGAGAUCUCAUGGAUAUGGGUAGAGGGAGAGCUCUUCCAGCUCCUCGGCUGGAUCCUGCACUGGACCUCACCUGGCAUCCCAGGGGUCCUCAAAGAGCAAAGUAUAAAGCUGAAACAGGAAAGCGUUCCCAGCAAUCAUCAGAAGACCUAAAGGAAAUCCUGAAGGAAUUGGACAAAGCAGCACGUGAGCUGGACCGUGAGACUGUGGAGGAGGAGGCGCUUCAGGAAGGAGGCAGCCAGGCAGUGCCAGUCUCUGAUGAAAAAAAGGGGGCAAUUCAAUCAACAGGCGUGCCAGCGCUCUCCAACCCCGGGGAAGCCCACCACACCGGCAUCUAUGAAUUUUUUCGAACGAAUACAGGUGUGGAUGGCAAGAGAAAUGCAAAUGCUAUGGAUCCAAAUGAUUUCCAGAAGUACUGCAUAGAAGGCGCCGCGGCAAUCCUGGGCUCCAUGCUGCUUGGGAUGCUAUUGUGUUGUGGCAUCUAUGUGUGGAGGAAGAGGAGACAGCGCCUCGCUGCAGCUUCGUGAGCCCGGCCCAACACCAGCAGCUACCCCUCACACCUAGACAGCCGGACCACCCCCCUCAGCAACCCUGAGAGCCAGACCCGACACCAGCAGCCAUCGCCUGUGCCUGGAGAAGCGGCCCGCCAGCCACGGAGCAUCGGGGGGGGGCGACCGGCCCCCACCAGCCCAGACACCCACCCGGUCUGCCCGCCUCCACCCCGGCCUCCGUAGCUGU
Molecule: messenger RNA, 923 nt
Organism: Grus americana (Whooping crane)
Lineage: Eukaryota; Metazoa; Chordata; Aves; Gruiformes; Gruidae
Exons: 8
Coding region: 20-712 (230 amino acids)
Source: RefSeq, a predicted model, not a curated record